Molecule: messenger RNA, 1065 nt
Organism: Penicillium malachiteum
Lineage: Eukaryota; Fungi; Ascomycota; Eurotiomycetes; Eurotiales; Aspergillaceae
Product: nitronate monooxygenase
Exons: 5
Coding region: 1-1065 (354 amino acids)
Molecular function (GO): nitronate monooxygenase activity
Source: RefSeq, a predicted model, not a curated record
AUGGCUUCCCCGAAGAGCCUCCAGCAAUGGUUCCGCCAUACGUUCACCCCAUUCAUCGCUAAUGCACCCAUGUUCGGGUCUGCUGACUAUCACCUUGCAUCAGCAGUAACAAAAGCUGGAGGUCUUGGAUUCAUCGGUGGUGGUUUUGAUUUCACCACUGAGACAACCCAACUCACAAAACUAAAUGAACAACUUGGAAAAGCCCGCUCAGAGCUAGGGAGUAUCCCUUCUCUUACCAGUCUUCCCAUUGGCGUCGGAUUCAUCACAUUCAACCCUACUGGAUUUAUCCAAAAUGCCAUCCCAGUUCUACAGAGUCACCGAGUUGCAGGAAUCUGGCUAUCCUUCCCUAAAUCCGAUGAAGAUCAUCUGCUUAUUAUAGAAGCCAUUAAGAAGGCUCGGGCGGAAGGUGAUUGGGAUGUUCGGGUCUUUGUACAGGUUGGAACUAUACAGUCUGCUCGGGUAGCUGUGCAGCAAGGUGCAGAUGUACUUGUUGUGCAGGGUUCUGAUGCUGGGGGCCAUCAGUGGGCUCAGGGUGCUAGUUUGAUUUCCCUGUUACCUGAAGUGCGCGAUAUGCUUCAUGAAAUGGGGGCAUCGGAUGUUGCAGUCUUGGGAGCUGGUGGAAUUGUUGAUGGGAGGGGAUGUGUUGCAGCACUUGGACUUGGUGCGGAUGGAGUGGUUAUGGGUACAAGAUUUCUUGUGACUACUGAAUGCCCGACACCAUCCACGUUCAAGCAUGCUAUCAUAUCUGGUAGCGAUGGCGGUGUUUCAACUGUCAAAUCCACUCGACACGAUGUCUUCCAAUCAACCGAUGUGUUCCCUCGACAAUACGAUGGAAGAGCUAUCAUUGGAAUUAGCUACUCCGAGUCCCAGUUAGGUGCAAGUGAUGAUGAUGUUAUUCAGCGAUACAAGGAAGCUGUGGCGAAUGGAGAAGAUCAUCGACGGACGGUGUGGGCGGGCACAAGUAUCGGAUCUAUCAAAGAAUUGGUCUCUGUAUCAGAUCUGAUUCAAGGAAUUCAUCAAGAGGUCAGGUCCACACUGGCUAGUCUUUCCCAGAAAAUGCAGUAA